Arabidopsis lyrata subsp. lyrata is the source of this 1665-nucleotide messenger RNA. Its product is annotated as putative tRNA pseudouridine synthase Pus10. The record is from RefSeq and is a predicted model, not a curated record. Gene Ontology annotation, molecular function: RNA binding; pseudouridine synthase activity. NCBI's taxonomy places the organism in Eukaryota, Viridiplantae, Streptophyta, Magnoliopsida, Brassicales, Brassicaceae. Gene Ontology annotation, biological process: tRNA pseudouridine synthesis. The transcript is spliced from 16 exons.
AUUUGAUUGCUACUAAUAAUUUGCUAUACGCCAUUUUCCUCCAAUUUUCCAAAACAGAUAUCCAGCGAAAAAGAACCCGUCGCCGGCGAAUCAGCCGGCUUGCCCAACGGCCUAGUAAGUCAUGGUGACUCUAAGACACGGCGCGUAUACGAAACAGCUCGAUCUCUGCAUUCCGGUGCUGUGAAAGAUCUUCUAUCUCUCGGGGUCUGCGAGAGAUGUAUUUUCCGAUUGGUAGCCGUCGAGGCUUUUGAUUCCGAUAUUUCUUCAGUCUCGACUUCAACUCUUCACAGUUGGCUCAAAUCCGGUGAUGGUGAAACUGGUUCAUCGGAAUCUAGCUGUUCCAGAAUCUGCAUUGUUUGUUUAGGAUAACGGACUUGGUGAAGCAGGAUCGUCAUGAGUUCGAUAGCUUUGGUCUUGAAGUCUCUGUGCCAUCAACUAUCAUGGAGAAUGAACGUGCACUCUUGUCAUACCUUAAAGGAAAGUAUAGCACCGAAGUUUGGCUGCAACGCGACAAAUUUUCUGUAAAGGAUGCUUUGAAAGUUCUACUCUUGGAUCAACUUAAAGCAUCGUUGGGCGCUGAAUCAGAUUCAAGCUCUUUUCACAUCCGUUUGACAUACACUAAAGCAUCAGACGAGGCUCAGGGUGCUUCUGAAACAACGCAUGAAAGUAAGAGGAGGAAAACAGACGCAGAGAAUGGUUCAAACUGUAUUUCCGAGAAUUCAUUUGAAAAGGUGUAUGAACCAUGCAUCUUUUCAGUUCAUUGCAACAGGAUGCCUAUCUUUUUUAGUGGGAGAUACUUCAAAUACUCCAGAAAUGUUAGUCAAUCACGAUGGAUUAUUGAUGAUGAAAGAAUGGGAGAAGCGUCUGUUGAGGAGAUAAUUGGUGGAAACAUUCUUCCAGCAUGCCUUGGGGAUUCCUACAAGUUCCAUGCUGCUGGCAGAGAAGAUAUUGAUGUACGAAUGUUGGGUUCAGGUAGACCUUUCUUGAUCGAGGUUCAGAAUUCUCGCCAGUUGCCGUCUGAACAAUCAUUGAAGGAAGUUGAAGAAAAGAUAAACAAGUCAGAGAAAAAACUAGUCGGAGUAAAAGACCUUAAAUGUAUCGGAAGUCAGUGUUGGGCAAUGAUGCGCUAGGGAGAAGCGGAGAAGCAGAAGCAGUAUGUUGCACUUGUAUGGAUUUCUCGUCCACUUGAAGAGAAAGACUUCAACUCAAUUCCUUCCCUGAAAGAAUUGAAAAUCUUGCAGAAGACACCAGUUAGAGUGCUUCACCGACGAAGUCCACUGGACCGUGAAAAGAUUAUACAUUGGAUGAAAGUUGAAAAGAUAAAAGGACACUCUAACUACUUUCUAUUGCAUCUGUGCACCCAGGCUGGAACAUACAUCAAAGAGUUUGUUCAUGGAGAUCUUGGUCGUACCACUCCCAGCAUGGGAUCAAUUUUAGGGUGCAGAGCGGAGAUAAUACAACUAGAUGUGACUGAUGUGAAAAUGGGCGACCCAUGAAUUGCCAAGUAAAAGCCCGAUGCUCUUCUUCCUUGUUUAAUUUGUAGCCUUCCUUUACGGGAAAAUUCAUUUUUGCCAUAAUUUUUUUAAAAUAAAAAAAUAUCGAUUGGUAAUAAAUACUGUAUUAAUUAUUUCAAAAGUUAUUAAUCAAAUAACAAUGAAUAUGCCA